Messenger RNA from Nicotiana tabacum (common tobacco), 390 nucleotides. Lineage: Eukaryota; Viridiplantae; Streptophyta; Magnoliopsida; Solanales; Solanaceae. The record is from RefSeq and is a predicted model, not a curated record.
AUGAGCACCAAGGAAGUUGAUGAGCAAAUGAUUAAUGUACAGAACAAGAACUCUUCUUACUUUGUUGAGUGGAUUCCUAACAAUGUGAACUCUACUGUCUGUGACAUCCCUCCAACUGGACUGAAGAUGGCCUCAACUUUCAUUGGCAAUUCCACCUCAAUUCAAGAGAUGUUCCGUAGCUUCAAUGAGCAAAUUACAGCAAUGUUUCGAAGAAAAGCUUUCCUGCAUUGGUACACCAGAGAAGCUAUGGAUGAGAUGGAGUUUACAGAGGUUGAAAGCAACAUGAAUGAUUUAGUUUCUGAGUACCAACAAUAUCAAGAUGCGACAGCUGAAGAGGAUGAGUAUGACUAUGAAGACGAGUCGAGGAGGAAGGUCAAGACGCUUAUCUAG